Molecule: messenger RNA, 2388 nt
Organism: Schistocerca gregaria
Lineage: Eukaryota; Metazoa; Arthropoda; Insecta; Orthoptera; Acrididae
Product: protein phosphatase 1H
Exons: 8
Coding region: 121-2136 (671 amino acids)
Biological process (GO): protein dephosphorylation
Molecular function (GO): protein serine/threonine phosphatase activity; cation binding
Source: RefSeq, a predicted model, not a curated record
GUUCUGAAGGUCUUUGGUGCGUUGCUCAGUUGUCUUAUGUUUAUGUCUGUAGAGUCUUUGGGUGAGUGUUGUGUGGUUUGAGUGUUGUGUUUGACGUUAGUGAGCUAACAGUAGUGAAAAAUGUUUAAUAAACUGAAAGUUGCCGUUUUUAACGCUGUAAGUGGCACUGGUGAUAUAGAUCAGGGCGCACAGCUAGGAAUUGCAGACAAAGGACCAGAUUUAGAGAAACCGCUUAAAUUCAAAUAUAAGCGCCCCUUUUUUCUAAGUUUUACUUCUGACGAAGAGGUCCAGGUUUCUGCAGAUCAUCAUUCGAGACCCAUCAUAGUUCCGCGGGACACCUCGCGUUUGCCUUGGCACAGUGGAUAUGCGGAGGCGGUGAAUGCGGGGAAAUCGACGUGGAAUGAAGACCAGGCAUUCCUAGAAAGACGAGAGCUGCGCAGGGCAGGAGAGUCCUCAAAAGCCUUAGCCACGUCAUCUAUUGGAAAUGAGAUGUCCCUGCCUUAUGUAUAUUUUGGCCUAUUUGAUGGGCAUGCUGGCUUUGGAGCAUCAGUAGCUGCAGCAAAUCAACUACAUCAUCUGUUAUAUACCAGGUUAAUGGAUGUUGUCGAACAAUUAUUACCCAGACUAGAAGAUAUUGUAGAGCCUGGCAGAAGAGGAGGAAUUGCCAUGUGGGUUCCAGACAAGGAAGCAGAUAAGGAGAUGCUAAUAAAGGGAGCACUGGAGUUAGCUUUCCACGAUAUGGACCAAAUGAUUUUGGAGGAUAAAAAGAAGUACAGAAUCAAAGGUGGAUGUACAGCUUUAGUUGCCCUGUUUAUUCUGGGCAAGUUGUUUGUUGCAAAUGCUGGGGAUUCGAGGGCUGUUCUAGCAAAAAAUAGAACAGUCAUUCCAAUGUCACAUGAUUUCACACCAGAAUCAGAAAGGGCACGAGUAAGACACUUGGCUGCCCUGAAACCUGAGCUGUUGGGAAAUGAAUUCACACAUCUAGACUAUAUUAGACGACCUACAGUCCAUGAUUUAGGGAAGAAGAUUUUGUAUCGAGACGCAUUCAUGAAUGGAUGGGCAUACAAAAUUGUUACCCGAGAUGAUUUAAAAUACCCUGUUGUUGUCGGUGAAGGGAAAAGGAGCCGUGUUUUGGGAACUAUCGGAGUGACCCGUGGGUUUGGUGAUCACGAUCUCAAGGCUGUUGUGGCUGAUGUUCCUGUUAAACCAUUCUUAUCGUCUCAACCUGAGAUUGAAAUAUUUGAUAUUGAAGAAGAGUACGUCACAGAAUGGGAUGUUCUUAUCAUGGGGACCGACGGUUUGUGGGACGUGACCUCUAAUGAAAGUGCUAUUGAAAUUGUGCAGAAGAACUUAAUGCAUUUUAGAGAAGACCAGCGUGCAAAGUAUGGGUACACAUCAGCCGCGCAAGAUUUGAUAAUGCAAUCUAGAGGGAAACAUGUUGGAGACAAUUGGAGAACACACGAAGGUCGAGCUGGGAGCAUCGACGACAUUUCCGUAUUUGUUAUUCCUUUACUUCCUUAUAAAAAAGAAUAUACCGAGUGGCGAACUAUGUUCGAUGCGGCCUGGGGUAUCUGUGAGCCUGAUUCCCAGAACACUUUUGGCAAAUUAUCACUUAGGACAUCACCAAUCCCGUCGCAAAGACAGGAUUUCACUAGAAACGGUAGGUCAUUAACUGUUCGCCGGUCAGUUAAAUCUCCCUCUGACUCUACAGAGGAGGACGUAUGGGACUUCGAUGAGGAUGCUGAGGAGAUCGUGGUUCCGGUGAGCCCUGAUCAUGGAAGUAAAUCCACAGAACAGUGGCAGGAGUUAACACGCUGUAUGGGCGUUAUAGAUCUUACGGAUCCUGAACUAUCUCCAACUAAAAAAGGGUAUCGAAAGGACUUGUAUGUAAAACCUACUUCAAAGAAGUUAAGUAACAAAGAUAUGAAUGUUCCUCAUGUUCCUCAGGGAACACAAUCCUAUUCAGGCAGUGCGAGAAAGGCCAGCCACACCAGUGAUGAUGUGAGCAAUCCUAGUAGCAGGGAAGCAUCUCCAAAGACUGUUUCAUCUGAAAGUGCUAGUGUCCAGGCACUACAAAGCAAGACAGUGCAGAGAAGUCGUGAGAGACGUGACUCACAAACUUUUCCACCUACUUAAAAAAUGAACUUUAAAAGUACCUGAAGUAAGAUUUCCCUAUAAGAAGACUGAUAUAUUAAUAGUUAUAAACUGCCUGCACAUGGUAACAGCAGCAGCUGUUCUAUGAUGAUAUUUUUGUUGAAGUCAUUGUUCUGUGUAUUUUUGUUUUGUUCAUUACUUUAUUAUUGAAUUUUUCUCAACUUUCAUUUCUUGAGAUUGUUUAUUGAAUUAAUUUUAUUGUUAAUGAAUAAAAUGAUUACUUUUGUGUUUUAA